This is a messenger RNA of Electrophorus electricus (electric eel), 1037 nucleotides long. The record is from RefSeq and is a predicted model, not a curated record. Lineage: Eukaryota; Metazoa; Chordata; Actinopteri; Gymnotiformes; Gymnotidae.
AUGGAGUCAUCUAGUGAAGAAAUGGAGGAAUCAGUUGAGCAGAGAGAGGAGAGAGAGGAGGAGGAUGAAGAGGAAGGAGAGGCAGUGGAUUUAUCUGAGUUUCAGGCUCCUUCUUUGCCAGUCAGCUGUGGGUCUGUCAGUGGGGUUUUAUUCAAAAGCAGAUUUGCUUCAGGUACGCGGGGUAAAAGCAUCCGUACGGAGGAACGUUGGUUCACUCCAGAGGAGUUUGUGAAGCAGGAAUUAACUCUGACAGAUGGGUGCUGGAAAAGAGAUAUAAAAUGUCACAGCAAAACAUUAAGCGACCUACUUCAGAAGAUUCUGAAGGUGCAUUCACUGCUGUGCAAGUGUGACCUCUGCAGUCCUACAGAGCAGGAGCUGCUGGAUCAAGAUAACGAUGAUGAGUGCUUCAUCUGUAACUCUGAUGGACAUUUGGUGUGUUGUGACGAGUGCCCCCGAGCUUUUCAUUGUCACUGCCACAUUCCAGCUCUACACAACAACACACUGGGUGACAAGUGGAUGUGCACUUACUGUGUGCUGAAGAAUAACCAACAUUGGUUGCGUCACGGAACCAUGACUGAAGAACAAGCUUUGGAUUGUCCCGUUUCUCAGUACAUCCUGGUGCGUAGGUACAGGGACUUCAUCUCUGAGCCCAUGUGGUUGGACAGAGUGAAGGACAAACUUCACAGUCAAAAAUAUGAAACACUGCGACACUUUGUGUCUGACAUCAGUCUCAUCUUCCAGAACUGUACCACCGUUAACAGGGAUAAUCAUUUGAUAAUAAUGAUGGGAUCCACACUAAGCCAGAUGUUUGAGCGGGAGUUCAAAACCAUCUUUAAUAUCCAAUAGUAUCUUUCCUCAGUCAGAAGCCUUCAUCUCAUAACAUAAAUAACAGGGCAUUUUCCUCUAGGAUUUGUUAUAUGAAACUAAUCUUUCUAAUUUAAUCCUGUUUGCUGUGGUCAUAUUAUCAAAUGCUGAACAAACGUAUAUUCAUUAUCAUAUUUCGUAUAUAUGUGUAGGUGUUUCUUGUAAUUCUUUUA